AUGAUGUACAACGCAAAGUUCGUGGCCACCUUUGCUGCUCUCCUCGCCUCGGCGAGCGCAGGUCCCAGCGUACAACUCGACAACGGUCUCACGGUGCAAGGCCGGAUCGCCCCUGAUGCCUCCAAUGUUGCGGAGUUCCUUGGCAUCCCCUAUGCCGCGCCGCCUCUCGACGACUUGCGCUGGGAACCCCCUCAGACCUACGUCGUUCCCCAGUCGAGCAGUCCUUUUGCCAAUAGAACUGUCCUCAACGCCACGGCACUGCCGCCUUCGUGCUGGCAGUACAUCUCCAUUCACCCAGCCAUCCAGCGCGUCGACGUGCCCGAGUUCAUGAUUGGCGAUGCCGGCAUGGAUGAAGACUGCCUUACCGCCAGCGUGUGGGCCCCCGCCGGCGCCGUUCCCGCCACCGGUGGGCAGCAGACUUCCGGGGAGGGACUCCCGGUAAUCAUCUGGUUCUAUGGCGGCGGCUUCGAGACGGGCGGCACCGACGUGCCUUACCAGAUGCCACAGAACUGGAUCCAACGCUCGCAAUCGCACAUCUUCGUCACUUUCAACUACCGCAUGAAGCUCUUUGGUUUCCCCAGCUCGGCCGCGCUUAAGGAGCAGAACCUCGGGCUGAUGGACCAGCGCUUCGCCGUUGAGUGGAUCCGUGACAACGUCGCCAAGUUCGGCGGCGACCCGGAGCGCAUGACCAUCUGGGGCCAAUCGGCUGGUUCCGUCGCCGUGGACUACUACAACUUCGCAUACGCCGAGGACCCCAUCGUCAGAGGCCUCAUCAUGGAUUCUGGCACGGCGCAUCUGGACCAGCUGAUGAACCACGACGAGAGCCACUCCAACUUUACGUUUGUCGCGCAACAGUUAGGAUGCGGAAACCUGACGGACGCCGAGGCUGAGUUGGCAUGCAUGCGCAAGAUUCCCGCUGAGAAGCUUGAGAACUUUGUGGCUACUUACAAGGAUUCCGAGGUUACGCCUACCAUUGGUUUCUCUCCUCAGGUUGAUGGCAAGAUUGUUUUUGCCAACUACACUGAGAAGGCUGCGCUUGGCGAAUUUUCCGAUCUUCCCGCUAUCAUUGGUUUCAACGCCGCGGAGGGCCUAUUCCUGGCUCCCUACGAUGCUGAGAAUGGUCCUGACCCGGCCGUUGCAGACGCCUUGUCCUACCAAUAUUUCUGGUGCCCAACAACCAAGACCACUAAUGAGCGUCUUGCCGCGGGGCGAACCACGUACCGCUACUACUACUCUGCCGUUUUCCACAACACCUCGCCGCGCCCGUGGAUGGGUGCCUACCACGGCAGUGAACUUCCCCUGAUCUUCGGCACGCACGCCAACUUCCGCGGCAACUCUACCGCCUUCGAAUAUGAGCUCAGUCACAUCAUGAUGGAUGCGUAUGCCGCUUUUGUGAAGGACUCGACCGCGGGUCUGGAUGCCAUUGGGUGGCCUGUUUAUACAGCCGAGGCUCGUUUGGUUCGUAGCUACGGCCAAAACAACAACGUUACCGUUGGCAAGCGCACCCUGUCUGAUAUUGAGGCUGAGUGUGCAAGCUUGGGAUAUUUGUAG
This is a messenger RNA of Colletotrichum orchidophilum, 1551 nucleotides long. Its product is annotated as carboxylesterase. The record is from RefSeq and is a predicted model, not a curated record. Lineage: Eukaryota; Fungi; Ascomycota; Sordariomycetes; Glomerellales; Glomerellaceae. The transcript has 3 exons. Bases 1 to 1551 code for a protein of 516 amino acids.